Messenger RNA from Rhodamnia argentea, 2018 nucleotides. Its product is annotated as alanine aminotransferase 2-like. Bases 160 to 1761 code for a protein of 533 amino acids. Gene Ontology annotation, molecular function: L-alanine:2-oxoglutarate transaminase activity; pyridoxal phosphate binding. Gene Ontology annotation, biological process: biosynthetic process. The record is from RefSeq and is a predicted model, not a curated record. Lineage: Eukaryota; Viridiplantae; Streptophyta; Magnoliopsida; Myrtales; Myrtaceae. The transcript has 15 exons.
GUGGGCGAAUUGCGUUUGGAAGAUUUGGACAAGCGGAAAAACGCUCGCUCGUAUAGAGAGAGAGAGAGAGAGAGAGAGAGGAGGAGGGGCGCACGCGCACACACAGGUUUGAUCGUCACGUCACGUACCCAUCUCUGCUUUGAUCGUGGGUAUAAAACGAUGCGGAGAUUCGCAGCAGAGAGAGCCAGAGACCUCCUUCGCUCUCAUUCUCUGCAACGCUACAGCCGCCGCCGCUUGCUCUCUUCCCUGACUUCUCAAUCUCAAUCUCGUUUCUUGUCCUCCACUUCACCUCCCGAUUCGCCUCCUUCCAUGGGUUCUCAACCAGUUACUCUCGAUACUAUUAAUCCCAAGGUUCUGAAAUGUGAAUAUGCUGUUCGCGGUGAAAUUGUCUCCAUUGCCCAGCGUUUGCAGCAAGAGCUGAAAGAGAACCCAGGUUCUCAUCCUUUUGAUGAGAUACUUUACUGUAACAUUGGAAACCCUCAGUCUCUGGGCCAGCAGCCAAUUACCUUUUUUAGAGAGGUUAUUGCCUUAUGUGAUCAUCCAUCCAUUUUGGACAAAAGUGAAACCCAGGGCUUGUUCAGUGCUGAUGCUAUAGAGCGAGCUUGGCAGAUUCUUGAUCAAAUUCCUGGGAGAGCAACUGGUGCAUAUAGUCACAGCCAGGGAAUCAAAGGUUUGCGUGAUGCUAUUGCUGAUGGUAUUGAAGCCCGCGAUGGUUUUCCUGCUGAUCCAAAUGAUAUUUUCUUGACAGAUGGUGCUAGCCCUGCGGUUCAUAUGAUGAUGCAAUUACUAAUAAGAUCAGAAAGUGAUGGAAUAUUCUGCCCUAUUCCUCAGUAUCCUCUGUACUCUGCUUCAAUCGCCCUCCAUGGUGGAACCCUCGUCCCUUACUAUCUGGAUGAGGAGACGGGAUGGGGUUUGGAAGUGUCUGAUCUUCAAAAGCAAUUAGAUAGUGCAAGAUCCAAGGGUAUAACUGUUAGGGCACUGGUGGUUAUUAAUCCUGGCAAUCCAACCGGGCAAGUCCUGGCAGAAGAAAACCAGCAGCAAAUAGUAGAAUUUUGCAAGAAAGAAGGUCUUGUUCUUUUGGCUGAUGAGGUAUACCAAGAAAAUAUUUAUGUUCCGGAUAAGCAGUUCCACUCAUUCAAGAAGAUUGCACGAUCAAUGGGUUAUGGUGAGAACGACAUCUCCCUAGUUUCUUUCCAAUCAGUCUCAAAAGGAUACUAUGGUGAGUGUGGUAAAAGAGGAGGUUACAUGGAGGUGACAGGGUUUAGCGCUGAUGUGAGGGAACAGAUUUACAAAGUUGCAUCUGUAAAUCUUUGUUCCAAUAUCACUGGUCAGAUUCUCGCAAGCCUUGUAAUGAACCCACCGAAGGUUGGAGAUGAGUCAUAUGAGUCAUAUUGUGAAGAGAGAGAUGGAAUCCUCUCAUCCCUAGCAAGACGAGCGCAGACACUAGAACAAGCUUUGAACAGCUUAGAGGGCAUAACAUGCAAUAGAGCAGAAGGAGCAAUGUAUCUCUUCCCUCGUAUUCAUCUUCCCCAGAAGGCAAUUAAGGCAGCAGAAGCUGCAAAAACGGCACCAGAUGCUUUCUACUGUCGCCGCCUCCUUGAUGCUACGGGGAUUGUUGUUGUUCCUGGUUCUGGCUUCGGACAGGUCCCUGGGACUUGGCAUUUCCGAUGUACAAUACUGCCUCAAGAGGAUAAGAUUCCGGCGGUCGUGUCCCGUCUAACUGAAUUUCACAAAGGGUUCAUGGAUGAGUUCCGCGAUUAAUGAAGAUUCUUGCUCCCGGCUGCUUCUCGUCAAGGUAAUAAUUGGAAGCUGUUGCUAGCCAUGUUCAUGAAUAGCUUCAACGAGAGGAACAUGUAUUAUUUGUUGUACUGGUCCUUUUUCUCUCUAGCUUGAACUGUCGAACUGAGUCAAGACACUGGCCCCUCAGGGUGGAUCGUGGGGUAAUCACUUAUCAAAUAGAACACGGAGCUAUCUCAAGCCUACAGUGUUGAUUUGUUUCCUCCACAGUGUUCAUCUUU